Messenger RNA from Fonsecaea nubica, 951 nucleotides. RefSeq lists its product as hypothetical. Bases 1 to 951 code for a protein of 316 amino acids. The record is from RefSeq and is a predicted model, not a curated record. NCBI's taxonomy places the organism in Eukaryota, Fungi, Ascomycota, Eurotiomycetes, Chaetothyriales, Herpotrichiellaceae. The transcript has a single exon.
AUGGCCUUCUAUGGCGCUUACUUCAAGGAGAGGGCGAAGCUUUCGUGGCCACAGGUGCAGGAUGUAGCGCGAAAGUCCCUGCCCUGGUUGCAAAAUUCGUAUCCAGAAUAUGUCGAGGAGAUGCAAGGCGUUGCCGACGGCGCGGGCCUCGAUCUCGAAUCAAUCGUCGCACUGAAUGUCCGCACCGAGAUUGCCUUUGGCAUGGUGAGUGACGGCUGCACCGCGCUGGCCUGGAAGACGUCAGAUGCGAGUUUCCUGGCGCAGAACUGGGACUGGAACUUUGACCAAACACCCAACAUCAUCUGUCUCUCGAUCGAACAACCCGGAAAACCCCGAAUCCAUAUGAUGAGCGAAGGUGGAAUCAUUGGCAAGAUUGGAAUGAACUCGGCAGGUGUCGGCGUCACGCUGAAUGCCAUCCAAGCGCCUGGCGUCUCUUUCGACAAGCUUCCUUGCCAUCUUGCGCUGAGGACGGCACUCAAUAGCACCUCUAAAGACGCAGCAGCAGCCGCACUUCGUAAAGCCGGAGUGGCUUCGGCUUGUCACAUCACCAUCGCUGACGCUGCAACUGGGGGCGUUGGGUUUGAAUGUACAGCACUUGACAUUGUGGAAAUGCCCAUGGACACGGACGGCGCAUUGCGUGGGUCGUGUACUCACUCCAAUCACUUGGUCAAGCAGCACAAGGUCGCAGGGAACGUACUUGUCGCCGACUCCCCCUUUAGGCUCGACAGGAUCCAAGAGCUAAUGAAGGACAUUGGCAAACCGACCAUGGAAAACUUGAAGGAGAUUCUCAAGGACGAGAAAAACUAUCCCGUCGCUAUCAACCGAGCCGUAGGUGAGAAGAAUACCAGCCAAACCUUGUUUUCCAUCGUCAUGGACUUGAAGCAAGGCUUUGCCGAUGUCAAGAUGGGACGACCAACAGAGGAUGGGGAAUCGUUCCAGCUGAGACCAUAG